Messenger RNA from Penicillium argentinense, 1764 nucleotides. RefSeq names its product General amino acid permease AGP2. Gene Ontology annotation, cellular component: membrane. The transcript is spliced from 5 exons. The record is from RefSeq and is a predicted model, not a curated record. The coding region runs from base 1 to 1764 and encodes 587 amino acids. Gene Ontology annotation, biological process: amino acid transmembrane transport. Gene Ontology annotation, molecular function: amino acid transmembrane transporter activity. NCBI's taxonomy places the organism in Eukaryota, Fungi, Ascomycota, Eurotiomycetes, Eurotiales, Aspergillaceae.
AUGUCCAUCUUCAGCAAAGACAAGGAAAGCCCGCCAACGGGCGUCCUCGACACCCUAGGCCUCAAGCCCGCGGAUCCCCAUCAUGACGUCCAGGAGGGCAUGAUGGCCGAUAACGCCGACAACCUCCAGCGUCAUCUAGACAAUCGACAGAUUCAGCUAAUUGCCAUCGGCGGUGCAGUCGGUACCGCGCUGUUUGUCAGUAUCGGUACGGGUCUGUACUACGGUGGACCCGGCUCGCUCUUUCUGGCGUUCACGACCCAAUGCAUCUUCCUCGCCAUGGUCAACAAUUGUCUCGCUGAGAUGAGUACCGCCUACCCGGUUUCCGGGGGGUUCAUUCGUCUGGCGGGUAAAUGGGUCGAUGAUGCAUUGGGUUUCAUGGUCGGCUGGAACUUCUUUUUCUACGAGGCCCUCCUCAUCCCCUUUGAAAUCUCGGCUUUCACCCUCGUCUUGUCGUUCUGGAGUGACAAGAUCACGGAACCCGGUCCGGUUGCUGGUAUUUGUGCUGGGAUAAUCGCUGUCUAUGGCUUCCUCAACAUUCUCGCCGUCAAGGCCUACGGGGAAGCCGAAUUCUGGCUCUCCGGCGGAAAAGUCAUCCUAAUUUUCUCCCUCUUCUUCUUCACCUUCAUCACAAUGGUAGGAGGAAACCCCCAGCAUGAUGCCUACGGCUUCCGCUACUGGAAUAAUCCCGGCUCCUUCAUGGAGCAUCUGAGCACCGGUAGUCUGGGUCGCUUCGAGGGAUACCUUGGUUCUCUGUGGUCUGCUUGCUUCGCCGUCGUCGGUCCCGAGUACAUUUCCAUGGUUGCGGCCGAGGCCAAGCGCCCGCGCAUUUACAUCAAGAAUGCUUUCAAGACGGUCUACAUUCGCUUUGGACUGUUCUUCAUGGGUGGGGCGCUUGCUGUGGGCAUUGUUUGCUCUGCGCGUGACCCGGCUCUUGAGUUGAUCGCUACCGGUCAAAAGUCGGAUUCUUCGGCUUCGGCGUCGCCGUAUGUGAUCGGUAUGACCAAUUUGGGUGUUACCAUUUUCCCGUCGAUUGUCAAUGCAUUGCUGCUGACCUCAAUCUUCUCCGCUGGAAACACCUACACCUACUGCGCCAUCCGCACGUUGUACAGUCUGGCUCUGGAAGGCCGCGCGCCCCGCGUCCUAACAUACACUACGCGCAAGGGUGUUCCGAUCUACUGCUUCGUCGUCGUGAUGAUCUUCCCGAUCCUUUCCUUCCUACAAGUCUCCAACAGCUCCUCGAUCGUCAUCACCUGGUUCGCCAACCUCGUCACAGCCGGCGGUUUAAUCAAUUACAUCACAAUCUGUAUAACCUACAUCUGCUUCCACCGCGCCUGCGUCGCGCAAGGCUUAGACCGCCGCCAAUUCUCCUACUACGGCCGUUUCCAGCCCUGGUGCGGGUACAUCGGAAUGGUGUGGAUGAUCCUCGUCACGAUCCUGUACGGCUACCCCGCCUACAAGCCCUGGGACCUCUCGACCUUCUGGUCCGACUACACUAUGCAAAUCGUCAUCCCGCCCCUCUUCCUUAUCUGGAAGGUUAUCAAGAAGACCAAGUGGAUCAAGCCUCAUGAGGCUGAUCUCCUCUGGGAACGGCCUUUGAUUGACGCGUAUGAGGCCAGCUUCAUUGAUCCGCCUGUUGGCUUUUGGAGGGAGAUCGGGCAGAUGUUUGGAAUUCGCCGGGUUAAGGGAGGUAAUGAUAAGAGACGACAGUCUUAUGCUGCUCCGGUUAGUAGUGGGAACGAGACGUCGGAGGGGGCUUUGGCAUAG